Molecule: messenger RNA, 1008 nt
Organism: Penicillium odoratum
Lineage: Eukaryota; Fungi; Ascomycota; Eurotiomycetes; Eurotiales; Aspergillaceae
Product: sulfurtransferase
Exons: 2
Coding region: 1-1008 (335 amino acids)
Biological process (GO): transsulfuration
Cellular component (GO): mitochondrion
Molecular function (GO): thiosulfate-cyanide sulfurtransferase activity
Source: RefSeq, a predicted model, not a curated record
AUGGCGUUCACUGCCCUCCGCUCAUCCCGUCUGUUCCGACCAGCCAUGGUUUCCCGUCUUCCCGGCUCCCGCCAGAUUUCCUUCUCCUCAUACCUGGUCACUCCGAAGGAACUCAAUGAGGCUCUGAAAAAGAACCCUCCCACUAAAAUCUCCACUUCGCCACGAGUCAUUCCACUGUGUGCAGCAUGGUUUAUGCCAAAUGAUCCUGAGGGCCGGACAGGUAUUGACUCCUUCCGCAAGUCGCGCAUUCCGCAAGCCCGGUUCUUCGACCUUGACGGCGUUAAAGACCCGGACUCGCCGUAUCCGCAUAUGUUACCAACAUGCGAGACAUUCGCAGAGGCAAUGAGUGAGCUUGGAAUUCGUCGUGAUGAUGAGGUGGUGGUGUACGAUACUGCCGAGGUGGGUAUCUUCAGUGCCCCGCGUGUGGGCUGGACCCUGCGCGUCUUCGGUCACCCCAAUGUUCACAUUUUGAAUAACUACCGCCUUUGGACUCGCGAGGGGUUUCCGACGGAAAGUGGGGAGCCUGCUUCCGUCGAGAAGAGCAAGUACCCUGUCCCGACCUAUGAUUCGAAGCUGGUGAUCUCCUUCCGUGAGAUGAAGGAGCUGGCAUUAGACUAUGGCAAGGAGGGCGCAGAGGAAGUGGAGAUCUUGGAUGCUCGUUCUUAUGGUCGCUGGGCUGGAAUCGACCCCGAGCCACGACCGGGUCUUUCAUCGGGCCAUAUCCCUGGAUCUAAGAGCUUGGCUUUCCAGGAUUUGUUGGACCCAGAGACCAAGGCUUACCGAUCUCCCGAGGAACUGCGCAAGGUCUUUGAGGAGCGCAAGGUUGAUCCUUCCCUGUCAAUUAUCAGCUCUUGUGGCACUGGUGUUACGGCGACAAUUAUCGAAACUGCCUUAGGUCAGGCUGAAUACGGGGAUGCCAAUCUCCGUCGGGUCUACGAUGGUAGUUGGACUGAAUGGGCGCAGCGGGUGAAGGAAUCUGAUGGUCUCAUUAAGAAAGUGAAGCAAUAG